AUGGCGGAAGAAAACUCAGCUCCGCCACGAGGAGAAGAGAGGGGGAGCGCGCAGGAGGGGGCGAACGUGCAGGGGGAAGCGCCCCCACAGGGGGAAACGCGCGCACUGGGGGAAACCGGGGGAAAGGGGGAAGCUGGGGGAGCGGAGCUGAUGGACACCACCGAUGCGCCGAAGCAGGGACUGUCGCUCCUGCUGGCGUCAGCUGAGCUCAUCAGCCAAGGCGCGGAAGCGAGAGUGUUCGCAGCAACGUUCUGCGGGCGGCCAGCGAUACUCAAGCAGCGAUUUGAGAAGAAGUACCGCCACCCCACGCUCGACGCCCGGCUCACCUCCAAGCGCCUGCACACGGAGGCGAGGAACAUGGUGCGGGCGGCGAAGCUGGGAGUGGCGGUGCCGGUGCUGUAUGGAGUGGAGGAGGGGGAGCGGUGCAUCGUGAUGCAACGAGUGGGAGGGCGCAGCGUCAAAGACCUCUUCCUCUCCCUCGCCCACCACUCCCCCUCUGCUGCUGCUGUUGCUGCUGCUACCAAUACCAGCGCAGACCCACCUGUCAGUACAGGCACGGGAACACGCACGGGUGCAGGAACAGGAACAAGUCAGGAUAGGGCGAGGGGCGAGGGGCUGCACCCGUGGGUGGCAGAGGUGGCGGCAUGGAUGGGCGAGGCGAUAGCAAAGCUACAUGAUGGUGGCAUGGUGCAUGGCGAUCUCACCACCUCCAACAUGCUGCUCUCGCCCCUCCCUGCUGCUGCUGCUGCUGCUGCAUCCGUGGCUUCACCAACACCAGCAGCACCGGCAGCAACCCCAGCAGCAGCAGUGCCACCCGAAAGAGCAGCAGGGGCAGCGGGGGAGGCAGCAGGGCCAGCGGCGGCAGCAGGGGGGGCAGCAGGGGCAGCGGGGGCAGUGGGGGCAGUGGGGGCAGGGAGGGAGCGCGUGGUGGUGAUAGACUUUGGGCUGAGCUUCAACUCCACCAUUGCGGAGGACAAGGCUGUGGAUCUCUACGUGCUUGAGCGGGCACUCAUCUCGUUGCACUCCAGCAAUGGGGAUAUUAUGUCGGCAGUGCUGACAUCGUAUCGCCACCAUUCAAGGUUCUGGAGCGCCACACUGAACAAGCUGGGGCAAGCUAGACAGCGGGAGCUGCACCGCGCCGCGCAUCUCGCCGCACCAGCCGCUGCUGCCGCCGUUGCGCUGCUGCGACACACCCAGCUGCUCACGUCGCCGUCCUUUUCCCCACCGCUUAUCACGCCUCGAGAUGCCGCGCCUCGCUCUCCAUCGGCGGGGCUGUCCGUAUUCAACGGACCGUACGGCGGCGUUGCCUCUCCCGCAUCAUCCGCAGCUUCUCGUGCCGAAUCGAGCGCGAUCAACGGCGCGAUCAGCGGCGCAAUCCACGGCGCAGUUAACGGCGCAGUGAGCAGCCCGAUCGACGGGUCCCUUAAGAGAUUAUUCUCGAGCUUAGCCCCGAGGCGCGGUCUCUCUCCUACAAUCACCCACCACAAACCUGCCUCCACGUCAUCAUCCAUGUCAUUCUCGCCGCUGCUUGGUCCCAGCAAUCGCCCCUUCCAUAGUGGCAUCCCCACCGCUCGCAAUGGCUGGGGUUUCGGAUCUGAUGACACGUGGCAGAAUUUGGGAACAUCGUCAUCCUCUCUGACCAAUUGGGGCGUGCGAAUCGUCCCCGAGAAAAGCGCCUUCGUUAUAGAGCGAUUCGGGAAGUAUUACAAGACUCUAGGUUCCGGCAUUCACCUACUAAUUCCGUUAGUUGACCGAAUCGCGUACGUGCACUCGCUGAAAGAGGAGGCGAUCCCGAUCCCCAACCAAUCAGCGAUCACCAAGGAUAACGUCAGCAUUCAGAUCGACGGAGUGCUGUACGUACGGAUCGUGGAUCCGGUGCAAGCAUCGUACGGUGUGGAGCGGCCGCUGUACGCAGUGGUGCAGCUGGCACAGACGACCAUGCGCAGCGAGCUGGGGAAGAUCACCCUCGAUAACACUUUUGAGGAACGGGAUAUUCUCAACACCAAUAUUGUGAGGGCGAUCAACGAAGCCGGGCAGGCAUGGGGCAUAGAGUGCCUGAGAUACGAGAUCCGUGACAUCUCACCUCCUCCUGGAGUGCGGGCGGCCAUGGAGAUGCAGGCUGAGGCGGAGAGGCGGAGGCGCGCUCAAGUUCUGGAGUCAGAGGGAGACAGGCAGGCGAACAUAAACAUGGCAGAAGGGCGCAAAACGGCAGUCAUCCUCGAAUCAGAGGCCGCCAUGUCAGACCAGAUGAACCGAGCCAAGGGAGAGGCGGAGGCGAUAGUGGCAAGAGCGAGGGCAUCAGCAGAAGGCAUUGAUGUGCUGGCCAGAGCGCUCAUGGCUGAAGGCGCCACCCAGGCCGCCAGCUUGCGAGUGGCAGAGCAGUAUGUCGCAGCCCUGGCGAACCUGGCGAAGCAGGGAACGACAGUGCUGCUGCCGAGCAACGUGGGUGACCCGUCCUCCAUGGUGGCGCAAGCACUCGCCAUCUAUAAGACCGUAUCCAGUUCCCCUGCAGGUGUGACUGUACCGAGCACCCCUACAGAUGUGACUGUAUCCGGUGACGCUGUAACAGGUGGAGGGGCAAGUGAGCCGAGGAAAGCUGGACUCGUAGGGUUGCAAUCGCAGGAGAGGGAUAGAGAGGUUGGGGCUGCGAGCAGGGAGAGUGGUAGCGAGGCGGUGGAUGGUGGUGGGGCUGGUCGGAAAGGGACUGGCUUCUCAUUGCAAGCACCACCUAAGUGA
This is a messenger RNA of Closterium sp. Naga37s-1, 2736 nucleotides long. Lineage: Eukaryota; Viridiplantae; Streptophyta; Zygnematophyceae; Desmidiales; Closteriaceae. The record is from the annotation of a GenBank genome assembly.